AUGCGAUGCCGAUUACCAGACGACAAAUACGACCUCUUGGCUGCGCUUGUUCAAAGCUGUCGACGGUGGGGUAUUUUAUACUACCCUAACAUGCUUCUGCAACACGAUGCCGAUGCACCACUCGCGCUUGUAUAUGUGAGCGUUGAAGAGAUCAAGAGAUUUGGACUAGCCCUCUAUAAGGUGUGCCGAUUGUCCACUCCCACUUCCUUUGGCUUGAGCGGAGAAUGUUCCAAUGGUGGCAGAAAUGAUCUUCUGACCCUGGCCGACUUGUCCUUUUGCAUGCCAGACAGUGAUGAGCUGUGGAAUGCUCCAUUGGGCGGGGAGUCCGAGUUGUUAAACAAGUCCGAUUCAUCCGCAGUCGGACGGGAUAAUGGAGAUGCGAAAAACUGGAUAUCUCAAGCAUCUGCUCUUCUACAUGACGCACGAGUUCGCUUUGAUUGGAUAUAG
Messenger RNA from Penicillium samsonianum, 447 nucleotides. RefSeq lists its product as uncharacterized. The coding region runs from base 1 to 447 and encodes 148 amino acids. The transcript has a single exon. NCBI's taxonomy places the organism in Eukaryota, Fungi, Ascomycota, Eurotiomycetes, Eurotiales, Aspergillaceae. The record is from RefSeq and is a predicted model, not a curated record.